This is a messenger RNA of Grosmannia clavigera kw1407, 2376 nucleotides long. RefSeq names its product glycoside hydrolase family 3 domain containing protein. Bases 1 to 2376 code for a protein of 791 amino acids. Lineage: Eukaryota; Fungi; Ascomycota; Sordariomycetes; Ophiostomatales; Ophiostomataceae. Gene Ontology annotation, biological process: carbohydrate metabolic process. The record is from RefSeq and is a predicted model, not a curated record. The transcript has 5 exons. Gene Ontology annotation, molecular function: hydrolase activity, hydrolyzing O-glycosyl compounds.
AUGCGGACAGGAAGGCUUCUUUUUCUCGGACGGUUCGUAGUGGCAGCAGCGGCGACGCAGCCAUGGCUGGACGAAUCACUAGACACGGAGCUGCGGCUGCAAAUGUUUCUGGGCCAGCUCAACGAGACGCAGAUCUUCGCCAUGGUGCAGGGUGACACAGUGCUCGACGACAACGGGACGGGUGUCAACGCCUGCAUCGGGCACAUCUCAGGCAACGAGACAUUGGGAAUGCCGGCAAUCUGCAUGGGAGACGGUCCUGCUGGUGUGGGCAACAGCAUGAACAACGUGACGACGUUUCCGGCACCGGUGACAGCAGCGGCAGCACGGAACACGACGCUGCAGUAUGCGUACGGACAGGCGCUGGCGCAGGAGCACCUGGCCAAGGGCCGCAACGUGGUUCUGUCGCCGACGAUCAACAUUGUGCGGUCGCCGUCGUGGGGACGAGCAGCCGAGUCCUUCUCGGAGGACGCCUGGCUGACGGCACGCAUGGCCGUAGCACAGGUGCAGGGCAUCCAGAGCCAGCAUGCGCUCGCCUGUCCGAAGCACCUGGCCGCAUACAAUCAGGAGACAAACCGGUUUGGCCUGGAUCCUGGCUGGACGGCCGUCGAUGCCGUCGUUGACCGUCGUGCUCUUCACGAACUGUAUCUGCCGGCCUUCAAGGCGACCGUGCAGGAGGCGGCUGCGGCGGCCAACGACUGGGGCUUUGCCGGCUUCGUCGUCGCCGAUUGGUAUUUUGCCCAUCGCUCAACUGUUGCUGCGGCCAACAACGGGCUCGACCUCAGCAUGCCGGGCGGCUCGCUCGAGGACUCUUACGGCUUCCCGGCCUACUACGGCGACCUUCUCGUCGAUGCCGUGCGCAAUGGCUCUGUCGCCUGGUCGCGCGUCCGUGAUAUGGCUGCCCGCAUCUGGCGACCCAUGUUUGCCGUCGGCGCUGUCGACCAUCCCGUCACGGGCAACGCCACCGCCGUUGCCCGCACGUCUGCGCACCUUCAGAUUGCCCAGCAGAUCGCCGAGGAGGGCAUGGUGCUGCUCAAGAACCGCGACAGCCUGCUGCCGCUGUCCGCCCGCAAUCACGUGACCGAACUACACGGCGGCUUUGUCAUCGACUCGACCCGCGUCACCGAGCCCCCUUACGACUAUCUGGCACGUCACGGCGCCGCCGAGGGCAUUGACUUCCGCUAUGCCGAGGCCUUUCCGGGAACGGAUGCCUAUGAGACGGCACCGUCCAGCAUGUUCCGCGAGCUCAACGCCACGUACUGGACCACGACGGACUUCUCCGGCCCUGCCAACCAGACGGUGGCCAUCGACAACAUCACCAUCGCAUCGUAUCCGGCCGCCCUCUGGACUGCGUGGCCCGACGUCUUCUCGGAGCAGUACCGCGGCCUGUUCCUGCCCAACACCACCGGCCUCUACCGCUUCUCGCUCUACGGUCAGGGCGACGCCAAUCUGACGCUGGACGGCCAGCCCAUCGUCGCCAUGACGAAGCAGAACUUUGGCAACCCUGUUCUGGGCAGUGUGCGUCUGACGGCCGGCCGGCCUGUUGAUCUACGCCUCGACUUCUCCAUGGGCUACUCGCUAUCGACCGGAAAUUACGGCGUGACACUGGGCGUCGACAUGGCCAAUGCCACACACCUGACUCUGCCGGCUGGCCAGGACGAUCUCGUGGCCCAGGUCGCGCGUGCCUCCGCCAAGACUCUCGUGCUGCUGGGCUCCAACUCGGCCGUCCACAUGCCCUGGCUGCAUGCCGUCGAUGGCCUGCUCGAGACCUGGUAUCCGGGGCAGCAGGUCGGCGCCGCUCUCGAACGCCUGCUGUACGGUGAUGUCAGCCCCAGCGGCAAGCUACCCGUGACUUUUCCCGGCAUUGAUGACGAUGUUAGCAUCAAGAACAGAAACGCUGUCUCUCUCCCCCAAAUCCAAGCCGACCUGACCGCCAACUUCAGCGAGAGCCUCCUGGUCGGCUACAAGUGGUUCGACCAGCACCGCGUCGAGCCGCUGUUCCCCUUCGGCUUCGGCCUCACCUACUCCCAAUUUGCGCUCCACGACUUCUCCGUCAGCGAAGCCGCCACUACCAACACCACCUUCCACUGCCACGCCACCCUCGCCAACAUCGGUAACGCAACCGCCAAGCAGGUCGUCCAGCUCUAUGUUGCCUAUCCGCCGCACGCCCGCGAGCCACCUAAGCUGCUCAGGGGCUUUGCCAAGGUCGAGCUAGCCGCCGGCACCGCCAAGGCCGUCGCCAUAGAUGUCGCGAAAAGCGACUUGCAGAUCUGGGACGACGUUGCCGAGGACUGGGCGCUGGUGCCGGGCGUGUACGAGUUUCUAGUCGGCUUCUCGUCGCGAGACAUUGUGGCCCGCCAGACCGUCUAUAUUGGGUAA